Messenger RNA from Brugia malayi, 2076 nucleotides. RefSeq lists its product as uncharacterized. The record is from RefSeq and is a predicted model, not a curated record. The transcript is spliced from 12 exons. Bases 1 to 2076 code for a protein of 691 amino acids. Lineage: Eukaryota; Metazoa; Nematoda; Chromadorea; Rhabditida; Onchocercidae.
AUGAGACCUGUCGUCAAGAGUACACCAAUAUUAUGCAGUCAGACAAAGUCGUGGAAAUUGGGUGGACGAGAUAUUAUUGCAGAUUCGAAGGGUUUUGUUUUAUUAGUAGCACUAAUGCCUAUGGAAUGCGAACACUGUCACGAACAAUUAAUGAAAUUCCAAACAGUAAUGGAGACACUGCCGGAAAUAAGGAUUGUUGUUAUAACUCCCUAUGAUGAGAAUCCUCGUCUGAUUGAGCGCUAUCGAAAGGAGUUCUCUCGUGUUGCAAUCGGUAUAGAGUCGUUGGAUGAACGAAUCUGGGACACGUUAUCAGGAUCUGGCCAUGAUCAUUUUAUUUAUGAUCGAUGUGGUCGUCUAGCCAGCGUUAUUCGGCAUCCAAAAAGUGACACAUCAAAAUUUGAACAUACACUACGGGCACUGAAAUCAGCUAUUAGCUAUGCCCAAUGUGGUUGGUGCCAAUACGACCCACCUGACCUACCUCAGGAACCUGUCAUUACAACUUAUGCUUCUUUUACACGCAAAGGAAAAACAAGAAGGCCUCGUAUUAAAGCAGUGGUAUAUCCACAAAAUGGUAGAGCAGAUACGUUGAGUUCGGAUCACCGAUCAACACUUGAUCAGGAACGUUUUGCCUCGCGAUUUAAUACAGUAACCUCAGUACGCGAUUAUGUUGCUCCCUCCAAUAUCACUUCUCCAUCAGUGACUAUUGAAAAUCAUCAAAAGGAGAUGGUCGCUAGAAGCGAAUCACAACAACAGCAGCGAGUAUCAAUGCAUAAACAAGGAACAAUUUCGCAGCAAACACAACCAGAAUUCGAAAUUGGUCAAGGAAGGGUCACAACUAAGUCGAACAAUGACUGGCAAGCAUCAAGUGGGUGGAUAAGAUCACGAUCGUUUUCCAAUCAAAAAGAUCAAGAUGGAAGUCAACAGCAGCAAUGGAAAAAAGAAGAGCAGCAUCGAAAAGAGAAAAAUAAAAGAAAACAGGAGCAAGAGCAUUUAGAACAAUUACGUAUUCAACAGGAACAUCAACAAAGAAUUCGGGAGCAGGAAGAGGAACAGAGGAAGAUUCAGGAACAACGACGAUUUCAGGAAAUGCAAAGGCAGUAUGAAGAACGACAAAAUCAAGAACAACAAAGAUUUCAACAACAAGAACUUGAAAAAAGAAUCGAAGAACAGCGAAAAUUGCAUGAACAAAAAACAGUAAGCGAAUUUUACACUGAUGUAAGUGCUGAAGAACAUCAACGUCGGUUCGAUUCAAAAGAUAAGAAUAAUUGGAGACAAUUCGAAGUUUUAUCACAUCAACAGCAUCUUCAAGAGUAUGCAAAGACAACGAUAGUACCUUUUGGUUCCAAUAAUCCAGCAGCGAAAACUUCAAUUCUGUAUGACGUAGGAGAUGGAGAAAGUGACUAUGAUUAUUCGCAGGCAGCCAGUGAAACAACUAUCAUUCCAACUAAAAUGACACAAAUCCUGAAUACAAAACCUCUAGAACACUCGCAAUUUUUAUUCGAGCAUCAAGUACCGUGCGCUGCUUUUACAGAUCACGUAUGCAUCGAGCAGAAAAAAAGAAUUGGUGCAGAUAAGAUGAGUAAAUGCUGUGAUAAAGGGAUUUACUUAACGGAUAUAUGUGUACCGGGACGUUGCACAAAUGCUACUAUUGAAUUGUGUUGCAUGCAGAAAUUUCUCCAGUCUAAAUACAAAUGCUGUCUGAACGAUAGUACUGCAAUUAACUCACCCGGCGAUGCAUUCAGUCGUUGUUGCUUCCAUAAAUUUGUACAAGAUAAUGAUAAAUGUUGUCCAGCUCGUCGUGCCAAAUUUCACUGGUUGACAGCAUAUGAAAUAUGUCUACCCAAUGUUCGGGUUGAUCUAAGUAGUUUGCGAUUCUCGGUACAUUCUAUUAACAAUGUCGAUAUCGACAGCGGUAAUCAGGCAUUGAAUGAUGUGAUAACAAUAGAUCUAAAUGCAGACAGAUCAUGGGAUCACAGUUGUGAACAAGGUGCCAAGGUGUUACAGUUCCCUUAUUUACCCAAUGAUAAACUUGGUAAUGAGAAAGAGGGCGAUGAAAAUAGUGAGGGAAACAGAUAG